Molecule: messenger RNA, 1074 nt
Organism: Mya arenaria
Lineage: Eukaryota; Metazoa; Mollusca; Bivalvia; Myida; Myidae
Product: U1 small nuclear ribonucleoprotein 70 kDa-like
Exons: 2
Coding region: 1-1074 (357 amino acids)
Source: RefSeq, a predicted model, not a curated record
AUGGAGCGCCGAGAGCGCCGCAGGGAGCGCCGAGAGCGCCGCAGGUGGCGCCUAGAGCGCCACAGGGAGCGCCGAGAGCGCCGCAGGGAGCGCCGAGAGCGCCGCAGGGAGCGCCGAGAGCGCCGCAGGGAGCGCCGAGAGCGCCACAGGGAGGCCGAGAGCGCCACAGACAGCGCCGCAGGGAGCGCCGCAAGGAGUGCCAAUAGCUCCGAGAGCGCCGCAGGGAGCGUCGAGAGCGCCGCAGGGAGCGUCGAGAGCGCCGCAGGGAGCGUCGAGAGCGCCACAGGGAGGGCCGAGAGCGUUACAGAGAGCGCCGCAGGGAGCGCAGAGAGCCUCCGAGAGCGCCGCAGGGAGCGUCGAGAGCGCCGCAGGGAGCACCGAGAGCGCCACAGGGAGCGCCGGGAGCGCCGCAGGGAGCGCCGAGGGCGCCGCAGGGAGCGCCGAAAGCGCCGCAGGGAGCGCCGAGAGCGCCACAGGGAGCACCGCAGGGAGCGCCGAGAGCGUUACAGAGAGCGCCGCAGGGAGCGCCGAGAGUGUUACAGAGAGCGCCACCGGGAGCGCCGAGAGCGUUACAGAGAGCGCCGCAGGGAGCGUCGAGAGCGUUACAGAGCGCCGCAAGGAGUGCCAAUAGCUCCGAGAGCGCCGCAGGGAGGGUCGAGAGCGCCGCAGGGAGCGUCGAGAGCGCCGCAGGGAGCACCGAGAGCGCCACAGGGAGCGUCGAGAGCGCCGCAGGGAGCGCCGAGGGCGCCACAGGGAGCGCCGCAGGGAGCGCCGAAAGCGCCGCAGGGAGCGCCGAGAGCGCCACAGGGAGCACCGCAGGGAGCGCCGAGAGCGUUACAGAGAGCGCCGCAGGGAGCGCCGAGAGCGUUACAGAGUGUUACAGAGAGCGCCACAGGGAGCGCCAAUACCGCCGAGAGCGCCACAGGGAACGCCGCAGGGAUCGCCGAGAGCGCCGGGGGGAGCGCCGCAGGGAGCGACGAGAGCGCCGCAGGGAGCGGAGGGAGAAAAGACUAUGAUCCUACAACAUCGUUCUUUUUUAAUUCAGUACCAUUACCCAUUCAAAUAUUAUUCUGA